GUGGUUUCGUGGGUCGCUCCGUGCAAGCAGUGAAUCAGACGGUCGGACUUUGGAGCCAUGAACACCCGGGUUUGUGGAGGGGGUUAGCUAGAAGGGGAGGAAGGAAACAGGCGGGAGCGAAGAUGGAACAUGGAGGGAACGAGAGAGCGCGGCGUAACAGCUGAUUCGUAAAAAUCAAUACGGCGCUGGCCGCCCUGCUAGUCACAACGCUAGCGCAGCGCCGCCAUACUUGUUUUCGCUUCAGCUGAAACGUCCGCAGCUGUUCGACGCGUUGGUUUUUUUUUCUACCGGUGAGGUGUGUGUGUGUGUGUGUGUGUUUUUUUUUUCUCCCUGCACGAAGCGCUGUGAGAAAUGAAGACGGCGCGGGAAGUGUUUUUCUCGGUGUUGUGAGUUUUCGUGCUGUGUGAAGAAGAACAAGCCGCCAUGUCGUGAACGGAGUGUAGAAUCAGCAGGUCCAGGCUCGUCAUGGAGCUCCUGUGGGGUGUGCUGUUCAUCAUAGCUACGUUACAGUCCACUGAGGUGGGAUGCGAGGGUCCAGUCACACUGAUACGACUGCCUGGACGAGAGAUCACCGAGUACCGCUCUUUUCGAGAUGUGACCAUUCUGCAGUUCACGAUUCCUCAUAAUGUACGGCUUGCUUCCUGGAUCUUCAACGCCACCGAACACCGUAUGUCGCCCAGUCUGGUGACCCGCUGCCGUACGCGAGACGUCAGCCUGUACCUGAAACAUGGCAGUUACCCGGUCAUAAACCCGGACGGUUCCGUCUUUCCAGAUCACUUUUACACGCGCAGGGUUCCUCUGUACGAUUUGGAUUUCCGCAGCGACUCCUCGUCGGCUGGCAUAAACAUCACGUGCCCUCUGCCUGGGGACUGGUUCGCCGUCGCCUUCCUCAGCUACACCGAUCCGAACAACGACCAGAUACUGCAGCAGGGCAUUUCUCCAAACUGCGUCGCCCUCAUCCAGGCAAGUGUUGAUGUCGUGAUUGAUGACCACGUUGUCGACAUAACCCAAGGAGUCUCCAGCUUACAGGAACUUACACUGAGUGAUGUCGGUGGCUAUGCUAUACACAGAUUUUCUGUGCCUCCUCGAACCUGGUUAUGUGAGGUGUUGGUCACUGUGUCCAGCUGCGAGAACAAUGCUGCAGAGAGUGGCUUGGAUCGCUGUCCGGAACUGUUUCUGUCAGCUAGCAGCGAAUCACUGCCAGAUGUCAUCACAAAUUCGAGUGUUCUUCAAUCAUCUUGUAGGGACUUCAUGACUAGUCCUUUGUGUAAGCUUCAGUUUGUUCCUUCUGAAAACACGUGGGCCUACAUAAAGAUCUCAAAUAGCUCUUUUAUUAAGGAGGAUGACCAAGUUGUAGUCUCAUAUUCGGUUACUCUAAGUUUUAGUUCAAGUGUGCGCUCUGUGCUAGGUAGUAACUCAAGUUUUGAUACAGAAUCUAAUGCAGUGAAUGCCGAUAUGCCAAAUUACAUGAGCAAGUGGUCGUCCGAAAGUCGUGUUCCUGUCUUGCGGCAAUCUUUUUCUGCAUUCUUUGCAUUUAAUUACUUGCGAAUGGUGCCUGGUGAGGAUAAAACUGCCUCAUCUAUAAACAUUACAACAGAUACAGUAACUGUUUUUGCAUACAACGUCCAUCCAAUCAGUGAUAUCGGCGGUACUGUUAGUUUGGACCUAGUUCUGAACCUGACUCCAGAACUGAAAAAUUUGACAAGAAGUUCAUACAAUAUUUCCGUUGUAGCCUGUGUUGACUAUAACAUUAGGUCUAUUCCAAUAUUUCCAAAUUUCUGCUUAGAUCAUAUCAAUCAGACAUCUGUAGCUCACAUGCAGAUAAACACGAGUAUGAAGGCUAGGGAAGCCAGGAUUCACAUACCACAUCCUGAAAGUGGGAUGUGGUAUGUUUCGUAUAAACCUUUCUGUUAUGUAACUCUGUACGACAGUAGUAAUAAUGUUAGUUAUGAGGAAACUGAGUGCAAAGGUUUGUCUGUGGUGGGUUUAUCGUUUGGAGUGGAGUCGUACCCUUGUGGGGCGACCAACUGUGGUGAUUUCGGUAGGUGCUACAACUAUAACAGUGGUGGACUUAUCUAUUCUGCAUGUGUGUGUUCAUACGGAUACAUAGGGUGGGGGUGCACAGAUGACAGCAAGGUAUCCUCUUUUAAUGAUAUCCUGUUGGCUGUACUUUUGCUUACCUUGAGUAAUCUUAUCUUUAUACCAUCCAUCUACUUCGCCAUAAGGAGGAGGUACUUUACCGAAGCUCUCGUGUAUGCUUGCACCAUGUUCUUCUCAACUUUCUAUCAUGCAUGCGACUCUGGCGAGGACAUUUACUCGUUCUGCCUGUUCAGGCUGAGCACGUUGCAGUUCUGUGACUUCUACUCAGCUAUCCUUGCCCUUUGGGUCACUCUGGUAGCAAUGGCGGACCUCAGUCCCUUGUGGAGGUCGUUGGCUCAUAUGGCUGGUGCGAUAGCCAUUGCUCUGGGCACAGAAUACGAUCGCACCUCGCUUUGGGUAUUCGUUGUGCCCUUUGGUGUCGGCUUGAUCAUCCUGCUGAAACAGUGGGUGUGGCGCUGUCGCCAACAGAGAUCCUGCUAUCCAGAAAAGAAAUACUACAACAAGUUUUUCCUUCCCGGAGUGUUGCUUUUCAUCGUAGGUGUGAGCUGCUACACAUUCCUGCAGACAAGGAACAACUACAAAUUCGUGCACAGUGCGUGGCAUGCCAUUAUGGCCUUGACGAUAGUAUUUCUGCUGCCAUCCAGACACCAUAAAGUAGCCAAUAGCGAAGACUCCGACGAUUCUUCGACGUCGUCUGCGUCUCUUUGGAAGAGGGGCAGAGCCUACGUCUCUAUCAGAUGGCUGAAACGACUGUAGUGCUGGAUAGGCCUAGAAUGAAUUAUCCUAGGCAAGCAUGGUGAAUGUCUUCAAAGGGCCACAUAACCAAUUUGUAUACCUUGCUUUAUAUAUGUAUUAAUAAACUAUUUUUUCUAUUUUAUCAAGAUGUUAGCAUUACUUAAAAUGCCACUUCUUUGAGUGGUGCAAAAAUGUAAGCUUAGUUAUCAGGAGGAAAAUUGUAUUGUUAAAUUUGAAAAUUAAUGUUUACUGUUUUGAUUAGGUAUUAAUUAAAGGUGUUAUCUUAAACGGGUUGAUUAUUGCUCCUCUAUUACUUUCGGAACUGUGAUUAUUGUAGAUGUCUAUAAUGUACCAACAAUUUCUUCAAAUAUUUGUAAUCGGCUAAUUUAUUGUAACUAGCUCUUUACUCAUAGUUUAUUUGUUAGUGUAAAUUCUUAAUGGCAUUUUUGUUGUAAUAAGCUCUCAGGAAUUUAUUUCUGCUACAUUAUGUAUUUAUAUUUUUAUUGCAAGAUUUUUCGAAGUUUAAAUGUUUGUUCUGAAAUGAGAAAUCUCAAAAGCAUAGCAGCCUUAUCAGGUAAAUUUUAAAUUAAGUUUUCAAAUAACGUUAACAAGAUUUUAUAGAUUGUGUUAUUAUUUUUAAUAUCCAAACUGUGUUCAUAUCUUCAAGUAAGGAUGAAAAUAAAUAAUUUUGUAUUUCUAUAUGGUAGGGUAGAACAUUAUUUUAAUAGUUACUAUAACAGUUAAGUGUACAUAAUUGUUUAGUUGGAAUUGUUUUACUUCUUAGUGUAUUGCCUUUCUUGUGUGUAUUUUUUGAAGUACCCUUGUUGUUUUUCUACUGUCUUGUAUUUGACAGCUUUUCUACGAAUAAUAUUGCUUUUAAAUACAGAAUAGUGUUAGUUAAAUUUAUUUUGUAAUUGUGCAAAAAGCCAAUAGGUUGUAAAAUAGUACAUUUGGUUUAUUUUGGGCAUGAUUCUAUAGCCAGAGAAUAUUCAUAUUUUUUACGAUACACCAAAGAUUAUGAUUUCCAACAUCUUUCCGUCUAAAUGUGCUUAAGUUAGACUAUUGUGGCUUUGUGCGUCCCUCUUAAAAGGUUUGAAUGGCCACGCUAAACGGAGACAAAGUUUAAAGGGACUUAGACCAUCUCCCUCCCAUCUUCAUAUACAUCACUUGAAUAUUAAUAGCGUCAUUUUUCCUGACGAACGUAUUUAUCACCAGCAUAAAUGCAAGACAGACGCGCUGCGGACUAGGGUCUCAUCCUGUAAAAGUUUCACUCUAGAUGUCUGUGGAAUAAAUUGGGAUACAGGUGUUAUGUGCAAUGUAUGUUAAAAAAUUUUGGUAGUGCAUUCCAUCAGCUAAUCUGAACAGAUUAGCCAGAAUACAUUAUAGCUGGCUAGGGGUCUGGCAGUGCUGUGAUAAUGAGAUUAAAGCUUGUUACACAUUUAACUUUACGGUUUGACUUAACGAUAUGUUGCAUAAAUUAAAUAAGUACAUUUUUUUUAACUGUGAUACAAUCAUAUGCAACUAUUACGCUUUUUACUUGCAUGAACUCGCACAAUUUAUAAUAUAUUUGAAUAGAACAAUACAUGUGUUCCUUGUGGUAUGGCCGACUGUGCAAGUCAUCACCAUGCUUGUGUUAAUGUGUGUUCCAUUUAUUAGCAUUAAGGCGUUGUUAGUUAUUACAACAUGAUUCCCCUUUUUUAUCGAUACGUGUGGUGCCAUAAAACGCUUUCCUAUGAAAUACUUUGCUACUGCCGCAGAUUGUUGUUAAUCAAAUACAUGUGAAUUCUAUGAAUAAAUUUUAACAGUUUGUA
Messenger RNA from Bacillus rossius redtenbacheri, 4646 nucleotides. RefSeq names its product post-GPI attachment to proteins factor 6. Bases 466 to 2856 code for a protein of 796 amino acids. Lineage: Eukaryota; Metazoa; Arthropoda; Insecta; Phasmatodea; Bacillidae. Gene Ontology annotation, cellular component: membrane. The transcript has 2 exons. The record is from RefSeq and is a predicted model, not a curated record.